Messenger RNA from Amphiprion ocellaris (clown anemonefish), 2137 nucleotides. Its product is annotated as collagen alpha-4(IV) chain-like. Lineage: Eukaryota; Metazoa; Chordata; Actinopteri; Pomacentridae. Bases 534 to 1925 code for a protein of 463 amino acids. The transcript has 22 exons. The record is from RefSeq and is a predicted model, not a curated record.
CUAGCAACUAGAAGUAGAGGACGAUAAAUAGUAGGCCCCGACUGAUUUGUAGUCCAGACGAUUAAAUCUGCCGGUUAUAGUCCUUUUCAAAAUAAUCAUCGUCGGCCGGAGUUUUGGCGAUUAAACGCCGAUAUAUUCUUAAUUUCUCAUAAAGCAGUAAAUGCUGUUAAGUGUCGGAGUCGCGCAGAAUCAUGUCCUUGCACUGUUUGUUCAAUACAUGGAGCUCUGGCUCCAUUCCAUCGUCAGGCCUCACCGCCGUCUUCUCAGUAACAUACAGGAGUAAGCUGCAGUCUGGCAACAUUACAGGAGUGGGCUGAGCCGACAGUGGCAGUUUGGUGUUUACUGACAUGAAGGAAGGAGAUUGGUUUUAAUCUUGAGAUCAUGCUGCUGCCUUGGAUGGACUAAAGUCUUCGUUAAAAUUGAUUUGAGCUUCUAAAUCUGGGUGCCUUUGCUGUUUGAUGAUUCCUUCCAUCCACCGCUCGUGGCAGCACUGAGGCCAUCACUCACCUGGGAGGCAGACUGAUGAAUGAGACAUGAAGUCCUCAGCUACUGCUGUGACUCUGUGCCCCCUCUGGUGGAUCCUUGUCCUGGCUGUGUUCGUGCAGCAGCUCAGUGCAGGAGGGAUCGACGGCCCAUGUGAAGGCAGAGACUGCUCUGUUUGUCAGUGUCUUCCUGCCAAAGGUGCUCGGGGAGCUCCAGGUAAGCCAGGGAGUCGAGGUCCACGGGGAUCAAUGGGACCGUGGGGACGUGCAGGGCGACCUGGAGAUAAAGGCAGGAUGGGAGAAGCAGGAUCACAUGGACCAGAGGGGCCCAAAGGAGACCGUGGCCCUACUGGUCCUCCUGGAUUUCUGGGUGAGAGCGGUUUGCCAGGUCACACUGGGGCAGGUGGUGAGCCUGGUUCACCAGGGGUGGAUGGCUGUAAUGGGACAAGGGGUCAACCAGGAGUCCCUGGUUUUCCUGGCUUGGAUGGUCUCCAUGGGCCGCCGGGAUUACCUGGACCUAAAGGAACUAAAGGAGAACCUUUGUAUGGUACUACUCUUCCAGGACUUCCUGGGGACCGUGGGAGAGAUGGAGAACGUGGCCUGCCCGGAAGAUAUGGACCUAUUGGGCCUAAAGGGCUGAUUGGCCCUCCUGGAUCUCCUGGGUCUGAGGGGUUUCAAGGACCUACAGGUGUGAGAGGACCACGAGGGGACCCUGGAGGAUCACUGGCAGGCGACAAAGGCGACAAUGGUGAACAGGGCCCACCUGGUCCACAAGGAGCAGAAGAAAUCGUAGAAUUUCCUCCCGAAUUCCUUCCAGCUAAAGGUUACAAGGGAGACAAAGGUUUUCCUGGACCAUGUGGACCAAAGGGAAUAACUGGCAGAGGUGAUUUCUAUAGUCCGGGAAUUAAAGGAGAGCAGGGAAUCCCUGGAUUUCCUGGAGAUCGGGGUCCUCCAGGAUUUCCUGGUAGGGAUGGAGGGACCGGACCUGAGGGUUAUCGUGGAGAAAAAGGACUUCCAGGUCUCUAUGGAAGAGCUGGACCAAAGGGUUAUCAGGGAGAUCCAGGUCUUCCUGGUAACACUGUCUAUCACAAUGGAAGUGAUGUGAGAGGUGCUAAAGGUGACCGUGGAUAUCCAGGACCAUCUGGACUCCCAGGAGAACCUGGGUACAUGGGCAUGCAUGGGCCUCCUGGUCCACCAGGCAGAGCAGAAGGGGUAGGUAGGCCUGGCCCACCAGGCCCCACUGGUCCUAAGGGUUACAAGGGAGAACCAGGAAGGUACAACAAUUUUGAAAUCAAUCCGUUUCCGGGACCCAAGGGAACUAAAGGAUCCUCAGGAAUUAAAGGUGUCGUAGGUCCCCCAGGUCGUCCAGGUAUGUUUGCUGUCUCUGCAUAUCAUACACAACACUUCCUUAUUUGUCUCUUACAAAUUGAAUUAUUUGAAUAAUGUUUGGCUUGUUGUGAGUUUUUGUACAUUUUAAUUCAAAGGACGACUUACAUUUUGUUUUGUGUGUCUGUGUUUCUUAACAUGUUGUGGCCCAUAUAAUUGAACCUGAUUAGGAUGCGGAGACUACUACUGUGAGCCUGGUUACCCUGGAGACCCUGGUGAUGUUGGACCCAAAGGACUUCCUGGAAACAAAGGCCCCAGCGGAAUUAAAG